Erythranthe guttata (spotted monkey flower) is the source of this 2054-nucleotide messenger RNA. NCBI's taxonomy places the organism in Eukaryota, Viridiplantae, Streptophyta, Magnoliopsida, Lamiales, Phrymaceae. The record is from RefSeq and is a predicted model, not a curated record.
GCGCAUCAACUCCACGGGCUUUCUACUUAAUCAACAACCAUGAUAAUUCAUAUGCACACAUAAUAAUUAAACAUGGAGUGUUGUUUCCUUUCUACUGUACACAUUCCUUCUUCUUUCUCUCGCUCAAGAACCCUAAACUCUCAGGGUUUUUCGAAUAGGUAUCAAUUGGUGCUGUCUUCUUCCCUUUCAAAUCCUUUUCUCCACCACAAAUUUAAGCCGUUUGGUUACGACAGAAAUUUAUCGUACCACAAUAGAACCAAACGAGGCUCGAUUCGGGCCGAAGCGGAAAAACAAGGUUGGGAUGUAGGUAGAUUUUUGAAAACAUUGUAUUUCUUUAACGGGCCUCCGUCUCCUGCAAAGUUGUUUGAAUUUCUGAUUGAGAAACUCUCUGGUACAUCACCUAGCGAACCAGUUAAAGCAAUGGACAAUUCUGGUGUAAUACUGGUGGCCGGAGCUACUGGCGGUGUCGGCAGAAGAGUGGUGGAUCUCUUACGCAAAAACGGGCGAUCCGUUCGAGUAUUGGUCAGAAAUGAAGAGAAAGCAAAACGAAUGCUUGGUCCAGAUGUUGACUUGAUUGUAGGAGAUAUUACAAAGGCAAGCACAUUGUUACCAGAGUAUUUUAAAGGAGUAAGAAUGGUGAUAAAUGCCGUUUCGGUGAUUGUCGGGCCAAAGGAAGGCGAUACUCCAGAUAGAGCCAAAUAUAGCCAGGGAAUCAAGUUCUUCGAACCUGAGAUUAAAGGUGAUUCUCCUGAAAUGGUGGAAUUCAUCGGGAUGAAGAAUUUGAUCAAUGCUGUUAAGGAAACAGUUGGACUUCGUAGCGGAAAAUUGAUAUUUGGAUUUGACGGUAAUCUGUCGAAUUAUGUUUCUAAAAAAAGGCUGUCAGAUUAUUACAUUUUACACCAUAAAGGUAUUUUUUUCUACUUCAGGAAUUGUUUCCACAACGAACAAUGGCGGUUUACCAGUGUCAGGACAAAGAACUUCUCCAUACCGGAAGAUCUAUCUGCAUAUGAUGGUCUUGAGUUACGUGUUAAAGGCAAUGGCCUUCGGUAUAAACUCAUUAUUCGAACUAGUCGAGAUUGGGACACAGUUGGAUAUACAGUAGGCUUCGACACCGUCAAGGACCAAUGGCAAUCGGUUUGUUUGCCUUUCUCUUCUUUGAGGCCCAUAUUUCGAGCAAAAACUGUAGUCGAUGCACCACCUUUUAACCCCAGCGAAAUAAUAUCAUUACAGCUCAUGUUCAGCAAAUUCGAGUACGACGGAAAGUUAAACCCAACUUUUCUAGAAGGCCCGUUUCAGCUUCCUGUAUCAGCCAUCCGGGCUUACCUAAAGGAGCCCGUCACUCCCAGAUUUGUGCAUGUGGGCUCGGCAGGAGUCACUAGACCCGAUAGACCGGGGCUCGAUUUAAGCAAACAACCGCCAGCUGUCAGAUUGAACAAGGAAUUGGAUUUCAUUCUCACAUACAAGUUGAAGGGGGAAGAUUUGAUAAGGGAAAGCGGGAUUCCGUAUACGAUUAUAAGGCCAUGUGCGUUAACCGAAGAACCUGCUGGCGCAGAUCUCAUCGUUGAGCAAGGAGACAAUAUAACCGGGAAGAUAUCGAGGGACGAGGUUGCGCGGAUGUGUAUUGCUGCGCUGGAAAGCCCUUAUGCAUGUGACAAGACAUUCGAGGUAAAGAGUGUAAUUCCGUUCAGCGAACCGUAUACGGUAGAUCCAGAAAAUCCUCCACCGGAGAAAGAUUACAAUGUUUAUUUUCAGACAUUGAAGGAUGGCAUUACAGGGAAAGAAAGCUUAGAACAAUCUGCUCCUCCUGUUCCUGUUUAAAACCAACAAUCAUCGGUUAAUUAUCUUUUGGCAAUCGACUUUUUAUUGGUUGUCUAUAUAUAUAUGUAUAUUAAAAUAAAAAAAUUAAUAGGCCGUUGACUUGGAGUUUCCAUGUCAACCAAAAUAUGGUCCUUGUGAGAAACAAGUCCAUUUUAUUAGUUUGCUAUCAUAUUGUGAAUAAUUGGGUACGUGUUUCUUUACUCCAUGAUUAUAGUACAAUUGUUUUUUCCAUUCUA